Molecule: messenger RNA, 2624 nt
Organism: Scylla paramamosain (green mud crab)
Lineage: Eukaryota; Metazoa; Arthropoda; Malacostraca; Decapoda; Portunidae
Exons: 2
Coding region: 1192-2490 (432 amino acids)
Source: RefSeq, a predicted model, not a curated record
GUUCAUGUUUGCAUGGAGGUACAGAAGGACACACACACACACACACACACACACACACACACACACACACACACACACACACACACACACACACACACACACACACACACACACACACACACACACACACACACACACACACGUAGAUACGUUCACGCACACAAACACAUAGAUAUGCACUUGGACGCACGCACAAAAACACACACACACACACACACACACACACACACACACACACACACACACACACACACACACACACACACACACACACACACACACACACACACACACACCCAGUAGAAGUGUGGCCCACCAGUCGCUCAACAGAAAACGAGACUCUACUUCGACCGGCGCGAGGUUGCCACAUGCCGCCGCCUCUCCACGCCACCGCCACGGCCCUCUGACAGGGUGGUGACCGGGGCACGUCCCUUACGCCUCCCUCUGUGGGCGUGGGUCAUGGGGCGUCAGGAUGAGAGGGCGUAUGGGAGAUUGAUCGCGGGCGUGGGCAGGGAGGAGGAGCCAGAGGAGAAGAAGGGGCGGGAACUGUGGUAAGGGAAUGUUCAGUCGUGGGGAGAGAGGAGGCGGGUCGCGUCGGGGGCUGGCGGGAGGUGGGGGUGACUCCUGGUGGCCUGGCGGUGCUGAACUCUCUAGUCGGUGGCGCACGCUGCCCGUGGACUGGUGUGUGUGUGCCGCGCGUCCUCCUGCCUGCUCCGGGACUGGCCUUCCUCGCUAUCUCCUUCAAGGGGCCACGUGUGGAAACUGGCACCAGAGCGAUGCCAGGUCGGAGUUAGUGAGUGAAACAGCGGACCAGUAAUGACUUAGUUUGCUGGCAGUUGCCAGUCUCCACUAUGUAACUGUGUUGCGUGCCCAUCGCCGGCCGGCCGCAACACAGGGUUCUGGUGUGCCCAUGGCAUGUGUGCCCUGGGGGCGGGUGCCGGCCCAGCCUGACCUGGGCUGCCCUGGGUCCUGUCCGGCGCAAUAAAUUACCCCAGAAGACAUGGACGGCCUGAAAGGCGUCAAGUCUGCUGCUCUGGGCGGGUCCGGGGCGGGGCUUGGGGCGGGGAUGGGCGCAGGACCGGGGUCUUACCUGGCCAGUAUGGAGACGCUCUUGGGAGACUACAUGGAGCGGCUCGGGACGCGCCUUAAUGUGCUGAGACGGAACUGCGUUACGCCUGGCGUGCCCUCGACAUGCUCUCGCAGGAAUAUGUCAAAAUGUGGGAACGACUAGAGAAGCUGGAAAUCCUGCUGUACGAACAGCAGGCCGUCAUUGCGCAGCUCCUUGAGUUCUACACCGCCUUUGAUCUGCAGGCUCUUCUAGCUGAGAAGGAGGACCCAGCGCUUCCCGUCGAUGCUGCCGCUGCCGCCGUCGCCGCUGCAGCAGUUUCAGCCCCAGUCGCCACCGCUGCCCCAACAGACGACAACUCCGAGAACCGCCUCCCGGACGAAGCCUUCUACCGCAGCCUGAACAACGCGCACCGCGACAACUUGUCGCAAGUACCAGAGGCAACAGACCAGGAACUGGCUAGGAUAUGGAAUUUAGAUGGUACUGAGAAGGACACAGACGCUCCCGACGCUAGGAAGAAAGAGAAGGAACGGGAGAAAGAAAACGAGAAGGAUGAAGUGUACACUGCAGAUGACUAUAAGGACUACCGAGGGGAGAGCAUCAAUGAGCACGGUCUGCAGGAGCUGAGGAAAUUCACAACGCUGGACAAAGUUGCUCUUGGAAAGCUGAAAGAGCUAGAUGCUCUGAGCGCCAAGCUGCUAAAAGACUCUCAGAACUUGCGCGACUUGCGAGAGAGAUUAAUUUCUUCAUCACCCAAAUUGGGUUCACCUACCUCCACCUCCCCUAGACCUCCCCCUAAACCCGAGGCUGCGGCGAGUACCGCCUCAGUCACCAUCACUCAACAGGUAGACAACAAGAUGGCGGAAUCUGUUGUCGACGUCAAGUUGCGCCAGAUGUACCUGGACUCCAACCUCGAGGAGUGGAACCUGGGACCGAAGGUGAGUGAGCCCCAGCGCAGCCGCCCUAACUCCCAGCUCUCCACUGAUAGCAACGCCACGGACUCUGAGAUCAUGGCGGCGCUUGGGAUAAAAUCAUCAGGUUCUGUGAUUGGUUCACCUCGACACAGCACCCACGCCAAGGUGCCAUCACCCCUUGCUCUGACAGAGCCUGGUCCAGGAGGAGCCAGCAAAGACGCCCUUGCGAUGACUGACUUUAGCAUGAUGGGACGCAAGACCCCUGACCCACUUGCAUCAGGUGAUAAGGCCCUUGGCACUGCUUCUCCCACUUUCUUCUCAGCAUCCAGUGAGAAAAUGAGAUCUUCUUCACCGUUUGGGGCCUCUAGAACUCGCCAGGAUGGCUACAUCAGUUCCCCACGAUCUGUAGCCCAAAGGAUGCCACACCGCGCAACAAGAAGAUCUCUCUCACUCCCACAGGUUUGGAGCCUGGCUCCAGUGGAAAGAGACCCUCCACACCGUCGUUCGUGACGAAAGAGCUGGGCCAUAGUCCAAGGGCUACCCCACGUCUCAUGAGUCCUAAGAGCCCUAAGAGUCCAAAGAGUCCUAAAUCUCCCCGGACGGUGAAAACUCCCUCUCCCAUCCGGUAUUCUGAGAUGGGCAAG